Molecule: messenger RNA, 1233 nt
Organism: Mus pahari (shrew mouse)
Lineage: Eukaryota; Metazoa; Chordata; Mammalia; Rodentia; Muridae
Gene: Gltpd2
Product: glycolipid transfer protein domain containing 2
Exons: 3
Coding region: 21-1007 (328 amino acids)
Biological process (GO): ceramide transport; intermembrane lipid transfer
Cellular component (GO): membrane; cytosol; cytoplasm
Molecular function (GO): ceramide 1-phosphate binding; ceramide 1-phosphate transfer activity
Source: RefSeq, a predicted model, not a curated record
CUAGGUGAGGUGCGCCAGCGAUGGUCAUGAGGGUCUCACUGUCCCCAGCCCUGGGACGCUGGCUCCGCCAUGCAAUUCCUUUCGCUAUCUUAACGCUGUUACUUCUUUACAUCAGUGUGUGGCUCUUCCAUGAGUGGCCCUUCGCCUUACCAGCUCAGAGAACCCAGCAGUCCGGCCUGCGGGGACUCAGGCUCCCUUCUCCUCCAGUCCUCAGCUCCCCGCUUAGCUUCCCGUCAGGUGUCUUAUCAGGGUGCAGGCCUGGGGUACAGUCCUGCAAUCCAGAGGGACCGCUACCUUCCCAGACUGGCCCAGCGGUCAGAUCCCUAGUGGUCCCGGAGAAGGAAGAGCCUCCCUGUCUAGAGCCUCAUGGGGUGCUGGGUCGCAUGGUGAGCCCCUUCCUGGCCUGUAUGAGCCCUGAAGGGGAUGUGGCGUUGUCUCAGUAUCUGGCAGGAUGGAGAGAACUACUUAGGUUCCUAACUCCCCUUGGCUCUGUCUUCGCCUUUGCCACCAGCGAGGCCUUCAACAAGGUGACCGACCUCGAGGCUCGUGUGCACGGUCCCGAUGCUUCACACUACACAUCGCUGAUGACUAUGAUCAUGUGGGAGCGGCGAGCAGGAUUGCUACAGCGUCCGGGAACCGAACCCUGGCACCCAGCGGGGUCCUCAGGCUCUCGAACGCUACUUUUGCUGCAUCGCUCGCUGCGCUGGUCCCAGCUCUGCCUCCACAGGGUGGCGACAGGGACGCUCGGAGGUCCAGAUGCCGGCACGCAGUGCAGGGACGCCUACAGCACCGCCCUGGCCCCGCACCAUCCGUGGCUUAUCCGUCAGGCAGCUCGCCUGGCGAUCCUGGCCCUCCCGAGUCGUGGUCGCCUGCUCCAGCUGGCGUGUCCAGGAACAGGAGAGGCGGAAUCGCGGGUUGCUCUGGCCCGGGCCGCCGUCGUCCUGGAGGAUGUGUACAAUCGGACCCAGGGCCUGUUGGCCGGCCACGGCCUGCUCCAGCUGGCUUAAUGGUCGCAGCGUCAAGAGACCGACCAGGAAGGCAUUACUGGAAAGGGAUGUGCGUACUCAGGGUUACCGGCGGCCUGGGUAGCUAGCGGUUCUUCUCCGUGACGUCACCACGGUUAAGGCCCGCCCCUAGCAGGGCAGCCUCAGUGAUGUGUGAGAUCCUCUCAUCUUCAGCCUCAGGAAGCUGGAAGAAGCAAUGAAGAAUAAAGAAUUAUUUAGUAGCUGUCGA